Aspergillus nomiae NRRL 13137 is the source of this 1575-nucleotide messenger RNA. RefSeq names its product putative choline transport protein. Gene Ontology annotation, cellular component: membrane. Gene Ontology annotation, molecular function: transmembrane transporter activity. The transcript has 3 exons. Lineage: Eukaryota; Fungi; Ascomycota; Eurotiomycetes; Eurotiales; Aspergillaceae. The coding region runs from base 1 to 1575 and encodes 524 amino acids. Gene Ontology annotation, biological process: transmembrane transport. The record is from RefSeq and is a predicted model, not a curated record.
AUGUUUUUAAAAACGCUAUUUUCUCCGCGCCCGCGCAAUUACACUUUGCUUCAGCCCGUGCACCACAGCCCUACGGAAUUCGCGAUGCAAACGUCCAAAGCAGACAAGGUCGUCACCACGGCCGCCGAUGGCGACGUCGCAGCGGGCAACCUGGAUGCGGACUCGAGAAGGCUGGCCGAGAUGGGCUACACCCAGGACAUGCAACGGAACUUCUCCGUGAUAUCUUUGCUGGGCGUGGCCUUCUCGCUAGCCAACUCGUGGUUCGGGAUCUCCGCCUCGCUGAUCACCGGUAUAAAAUCAGGUGGAACAGUAUUGACCAUCUAUGGAAUUCCCUGGAUCGCCUUCGUCUCGACCUGCGUCGCCGUCACGCUGUCCGAGCUGGCCUCGGCCAUGCCCAACGCCGGCGGCAAUACUUCUGGGCCAGCGAGCUCGCCCCCAAAAGAUACGCCGCAUUCGCCUCCUACCUCACUGGAUGGCUCGCCUGGGCCGGCGCCAUCUUCACCUGCGCCACGUCCCCAAGCCCUGGCACUCCGUGGUCGCCUACGAAGUCAUCAACCUCUUCUCCUUCCUCUUCAACUGCGUCGGCAAAGCCCUGCCCACCGUAGCCACCGCAACGCUGUACAUCUCACUCAUCUCCUUCGCGGUGAUCCUCAUCACGUCCCGGCCGCCGCACCCACGCACGCCAACGCCCACUUCGUCUUCGCCAACUUCGUCAACUCGACCGGCUGGCCCUCCGACAGCCUCGCCUUCCUCGUCGGCCUUAUCAACCCCAACUGGGUCUUCGCCUGCCUCGACUCCGCCACCCACCUGGCCGAAGAAGUCUCGCACCCCGAACGCUCCAUCCCCAUCGCCAUCCUCUCGACUGUCGCCAUCGGCUUCACCACCUCCUGGUUCUACUGCAUCGCCAUGUUCUUCAGCGUCCACGACCUGGCCCCGAUCCUCUCCUCGCCCACCGGCGUCCCCAUCCUCGCCCUCUUCCACCAAGCCCUGCAAAACAAACCGGGCGCAAUCGCCCUCGAAUCCCUAAUCCUGAUCACAGGCAUCGGCUGCCAGAUCGCCUGUCACACAUGGCAGUCCCGUCUCUGCUGGUCCUUCGCCCGCGACAACGGCCUCCCCUGCUCCCGCUUCCUGGCCAAGAUCCACCCCGUCCUCGACGUGCCCCUCAACGCCCACGCCGUCAGCUGCACCAUCGUCGCCCUCCUAGGUCUCCUCUAUCUCGGCUCCUCGACCGCCUUCAAUAGCAUGGUCUCGGCGUGCAUCGUCCUGCUGUACUCCAGCUAUGUCGUGCCCGUCAUCGCCCUGCUCUACAAGGGAAGGCGGAACAUUACCCAUGGUCCCUUUUGGUUGGGGAAGCUCGGCUGCUUCUGUAAUUGGGUCGUCCUCGCUUGGACUGCGUUUUGUUUGGUCGUUUAUUCGUUUCCGAGUGUUUAUCCCGUUACCCCUGGGAAUAUGAAUUAUGUUUGUGUGGUGUACGCCGUUGUUGGGGCCAUUAUUGCGGUGGAUUGGGUGACGAGAGGGAAGAGGAGGUUUGGGGGUCAGCACCAGGAGGUGGAGGAGGAGCAUUAUACUGAUUAA